This is a messenger RNA of Nilaparvata lugens (brown planthopper), 3415 nucleotides long. RefSeq names its product diacylglycerol lipase-beta. The coding region runs from base 514 to 2544 and encodes 676 amino acids. NCBI's taxonomy places the organism in Eukaryota, Metazoa, Arthropoda, Insecta, Hemiptera, Delphacidae. Gene Ontology annotation, biological process: lipid metabolic process. The transcript is spliced from 15 exons. The record is from RefSeq and is a predicted model, not a curated record.
AGAAAGGUUGCUUCUGCCACGGUAAUCUCCCACCACAAUCUACCAACACAACAACACACACUUGUCCCUCUACUUUGACAGUCGCGUCGGUUUGUAAUCUUCACAAGUUCUUGUUGAUUUUGUUGUGCGUCAGUUAAUUAUACAUGUGGAUUUCUAUCCAGACAAUAAAAUAACAGUGAUCGGUCUAGCCUGGGAUACGUAAGUGCAGUUUGCUAACUCUCAAAGAUGUACCAAGUUGAAAACUUCCACUGUGCGCUUAUGUAAACUUUCUUCAACACGGAUUUGUAAAGUUUACUGAACCUUCGCUCCACUGGAACAGCUGACUGCUCCAGGAUCCUGGAGUGUACAUGAAGAGUUUAAUUUGCUCAUGAACUUGUGUUGUAUGGGAUACUUAUGGCCUAUUUAUUCGUGCUAGUAAUUUCUGGUUGAAGUUUGAAAGUUACCUCGGAGAUUGUGAUAUGUUGCUGUCAGUGCUUCAAAACCGAUUCAUGUGAUUGAAUCCAAUAUUUGAAGAUGCCAGCUCUGAAACUAUUCGGAAGAAAAUGGCUGGCAGGAACAGACGACUUGGUUUUCCCAGGACUAUUCGAAAUAAUACUUCGGAUAAUAUGGUUAUCUUUGAUGGGCACAGUGACAGGUCGCUACUACGGCUACACGUGGACAUGUGCGCGGGGCGGCGACUUUGUGCGCAUCUACUUGAUCGGCACAUGCGCGCUGCUCGCCAUUGUGCUCGUUGUUCUCAUAGCGCUGGUCGCGCACAGUGCGCGCGGCUCCAUUGUCGACACGCAUGCGCGCCGCCACGUGCCGCUGUUGCUUGGCAUCAAGUUAGUUUUAAUCAUCCCAGAAGUGGCGUGGAAUGUAUUGGGUACCAUUUGGGCAUUUACUACAGUCAUAGAUUGCCCAAACGAUGACGACUUCACAAACACUGUCAUAGAUAUUCUAGUGUGCUGUGACUGGGUGCUGUUUGCACUGGCGGUGUUCGGCAUCUUCAUGGUGAUCGACCCGAUUGGCAGCAUCAAGCUGCGCGGAUCGCAGCCGGAGAUCAGCAUCGACACGCUCAAACACAAGAAGGUGACACGCAUCUGGGUGCGUCGCUUCCGCUGGUUCUUCUGCUGGCUCAUACGCGACAAACAGUCGCAUGAGGCGUUCACGCAAGUCGCCGGUCUGUUUAGUUCGAUGUUUCGCAAUUCGGACUUGGUCCCUUCAGACAUAAUAGCCGGUUGUGUCCUGCUCAGGGUCAAACAGAAACGAGAAUCGAGGGAGCAGCGGAGACUGGAGUUGGUUGCCGAACAAAGGCUCAAAUAUACUUCAGACUUACAAGAAGCAUUCCAAGGCCUUCCGAGCUGGAUGAGCCUGGAGACAGCCAACCACUAUGCCAGGCUGGCAAUCGCGCCCUACGGCUGUCAUCUAGUCUUCCUCGAGUAUUGCUUGACCGGCAUUUUCAAGCUGCUACGGCUCAUGACGUGUUGUGCAUGUUUUCGGGCUAAAAAGACAAUUGUCAAAGAAGAUAAUUGCUGUCUCUGUAAUCUUGCUGGUGUAAAGUACUUCUCCAAAAAGACGGAGGAUGAAAUCAUCUAUGUCACAUUCCGCAACCGGCUUUUUGAGUUGCCUUUCUGUGUGAUUGUUGACCACAAGACGCGUGCUAUAGUGCUCUGUGUUAGAGGGUCGAUGUCAGUGAGAGACGUCUUCACAGACCUCACAUCCGUGCCAGAGAAAAUAGAAGCUGAAGGCGUUCCUGAAGAUGCUAUGGCUCACAAAGGCAUGCUAAUGUGUGCCAAUAGACUGAAGAAACAUCUUGAGGAUGCUGGUAUUCUAGACAAAGCGUUCGGUCAAUAUCCCAGCUAUAAUCUUAUCUUAACAGGACACAGUUUAGGUGCUGGAGUUGCCAUCUUAUUAGGACUGCUAAUGAGGCCGACUUAUCCCGAUCUGAAAGUAUUUGGCUUUGCCACUCCUUCCGGACUUCUCUCCCUGGAUGCAGCUAAGUACACAGAGAGCUUUGCCAUGAGUAUAGGAAUAGGAGACGACUUUGUGAUGAGACUGAGCAUUGAUAGCAUGGAGGAGCUUCGCAAUCAGCUGCUAAGCGUCCUGCAAUCAUGCCGAUUACCUAAGUACCGCGUGAUGGUGAAUGGCUUCGGCUACUUUCUGUUUGGCGUUCCUUCAAGAGACUUGGAGUCGACAUGGCGUAACGACAUUCCAUCUCCAACACACAGACACCACAGGGUGUUGCUACAGGCAGAAAAUGCCUACAGGAAUCCAUUCCUUUAUGCCGAUGUGGCGAAUAGAAAGUUCACAAAGACGAGGCUGUACGCAGCGGGGCGGAUUCUUCACAUAGCUUACAAAAAGAAAACCAAAGAAGACAAGAAAAACCAGAACCCAAGCGACACAUUCGAAAUGCGAUGGAUCAAGCCUGAGGAUCUCACCGAGCUACGAGUCAUGCCGAGGAUGUUCAAGGACCAUUUGCCCAAAAACAUCAUCAAAACCAUGGAAACUGUUCUCGGUGAACAAAGGACAGAGAUAGUGGAGUUCUCCGAGAUUACCAUAAUUUAAUCGUCCCUAAAAAUAAUAUUGUUCCUUGUUUUCAUGACCAGAGAGCUAAGAUAAUGACAACCUACUAGUUGGGCAACUUACAUUUCAAAUGAGGCUUUAAACUAGAUCCAAAUAUCUGGAAGUGUUCGUGCUUUGUACAAAACUGUUACUUCUUGGUUUUCUCGAACAUUUUGAGGAGCAACUACUCUCUAGUACUAGUACCGUACUUAUAGUAUUCCUCUCCAACCCCUUUAAUCGUCAAGUCAACAAUAAAAUCCAGCAUAGUUUUUCAUAUUAUGAAAUUUUACCGAAAAUAGGGUUGUCUGUUCAAUUGAACUCCCUGUUGCCUCAACUCAUCUUGGUUACAAAGCUAAAUGCUAUAAGAGUAGUAAAUCAAUGCAAUAAAAUUGCAAUAGGAACACAAAAAUUAACUGAAGGUCAGUAUUUUGUACUCUAAUUUGUUUAAUUUGCAAUUAAAUUACAUUGAGAAUCGUGUUUCGGUCAGAAAUGUUGUAACUCAUGACUGAUGAUGAAGAACCAUGGUUCAUAAAAAGAAGCUUUAAUGAAGAGAAGUUCUGUUAAUAAUGUUUUGCAUUUCUCAGUCCAAACUGCAAAAAUGUGAUCCAUCCAAAUGUGCAAUUUUAAUUGUAAAUUCAUAGGUGUAGCUUUUGAAUUUUUAAAUCUUACCAUUAAUUUUAUUCAACGACUUUUGUGCUAUUUUAUUCGUGAAUUUUUCUAAACAUAAAUAAUGGAAGUUUUGAGCUUCAGCAAUCCUUAGUAAUAGACCUUCACCUUGCUUAUCAUUCGAAUUAUUGUAAUCUCUAUAUCCUAGAGCUUAUGCUCAUAGAGAAAUGAUAGCUUAUGCAUAAGAUAGAUGCAUAAGCUAUCUUUU